Cotesia congregata is the source of this 657-nucleotide messenger RNA. The record is from the annotation of a GenBank genome assembly. Lineage: Eukaryota; Metazoa; Arthropoda; Insecta; Hymenoptera; Braconidae.
GACUGUCCAAAAACUUCGACAUCUGCAGCUCUAAAAGGUGAGAUAAUAAGGCUAGACCGCUUUACCGGAGUGAAACGUUCACGGAGCCGUGUAUCGUCUACUAGCUCCGAUGAUACGCAUGUAUCAUAUCCUACGGAUACUGAUGAAAAUAUGAUGACUUUAUCGGCUGAUCUCGAUUUGGAAGAAGAGUAUUAUCAACACAUUGCAUAUAAUAAUCGUCACAACACCAAUGCUGAAGAGAGCACGCCUUUAUUUUUUGAUGACCCUGACGAUUAUUAUGACGACAAUAGUGAUGACUCUAAUGAUGAUAAUACACGCUCCUUUGUACAAUCACAUGCUCUAGGUGCCCAAUAUGGCGGCGUAACAACACGUUCGAGAGCAAAAGCCACACAGAAUACCUUACCAUCUACAUCGACAGCAGGUUUACCAGACGAUCACGAAGCCUCAAUUGAAGAUAAUACUGUUGAACCGCCUGGUAAAAGAUUCAAAAUUGAACGUGAAAUAAUUAAACAUUAUAAGCGGUUUCAAGCUAAAGGUAAAGAAACAACUUUAACAAUAGCAGAGCCGCCUGUUAAUACAGAUCCCCUACAGUGGUUUCACGACGCAUUGAGCGAUAUUGUAACACAUAUUACAGCGGGCUGUAAUGCUCAUGAUUAU